This is a messenger RNA of Penicillium argentinense, 531 nucleotides long. RefSeq lists its product as uncharacterized. The annotation marks the transcript as partial. Lineage: Eukaryota; Fungi; Ascomycota; Eurotiomycetes; Eurotiales; Aspergillaceae. Gene Ontology annotation, cellular component: mannan polymerase complex. Gene Ontology annotation, biological process: protein N-linked glycosylation; cell wall mannoprotein biosynthetic process. The record is from RefSeq and is a predicted model, not a curated record. Gene Ontology annotation, molecular function: alpha-1,6-mannosyltransferase activity. The transcript has 2 exons.
AUGUUGCUCCCCAAGGGCGGAGUUACCUGGAAAUCCGCCAGAUCACGCCUGCCUCCAUGGCGCGGCAGUGCUGGUCCUCCUCACACGGACGCGGUUCCUGGUCUCGUUGGCCGUGACCGGUCUGGUCAUUCUUCUGUGGCGCGGCGUCAGCAAGUCUGCGUCGGAGAUGCAAAAGUGAACCUGAACCCCAUUAAGUCAUCUAUCCAAGCCGUUUCCAACCGGGAACGUGUCCUGAUCCUGACCCCCCUGCGCGACGCUGCUCCCUACCUCGAGAAAUACUUCGACCUCCUGUACAAGCUGUCCUACCCCCAUGAACUGAUCGAUCUGUGCCCCUGGUCGGCGACUGCAAAGAUGAGACCCUACCGGCUACACUUUCCGCGGAACUGGAGCGCAUCCAGCAGCAUGCCGAUGAGAAAGUCCGUUUCCGCAGUGCGACUUUUGUCCUCCAAGGACUUCGGUGCUGAUGUCGAGAUGAGCGUCGAGGAGCGUCACUCCUCUCGCCGCUCAAGGUCCUCGCCGCAAGGCUAUUGG